This is a messenger RNA of Besnoitia besnoiti, 3957 nucleotides long. Its product is annotated as CBF/Mak21 family protein. Gene Ontology annotation, cellular component: nucleus. The record is from RefSeq and is a predicted model, not a curated record. Bases 1 to 3957 code for a protein of 1318 amino acids. The transcript is spliced from 10 exons. Lineage: Eukaryota; Apicomplexa; Conoidasida; Eucoccidiorida; Sarcocystidae.
AUGGCUGAGGCUCCCCCCCGGCGGGGGGCGGCUGCGGCCUCGGGGUCAAAGCCUCGCGGGGCGUCUCGCCUCGCUGCCGGCAGAGGCGGCGGCGCGUCUUCCUCGCCGGCCGCUAGAGCAACGCGACAGGGCAUCGGGGACGCCCUGGCGAUGAGAGGCGGCUUCUGGGGGCGAGGCCACGGCGGCGGACAGACACUGAGCGCAGACCGGUCUCCAUCCCCUCGCGCGCGUGGACGCGGGCAGGCUGACGCACCCGCAGGCGCGUCAGCCGCGGCUUCUGAAUUCCUCGCGGUGCCUGAGGCCGUUGAGGGCUCUGAUGCGGUUUGCGCGGCGCCGGUCGCACCUGCAUCGUCGUUUUCUUUUCCGCAGGCCGACGCACUUGCGCGGGAGUGCGUGCCACUCGACUGGCUGUCGGUGUGGGAUCGGCUGCCGUGGUACGUGGCGCUGAAGAAAGUCGAGAGCGCGGUCGUCGCGCUGCCUGCGGCGGGCUCGCCGUCGCCUGAGUCCGGGGACGACGCGGCGCGGAAGGCGGCCUUCUUCGCGCAUUUCUACCGCCUCGGCGAGCGUCUGCUGCAGCGCCUUUCGCAUGACUACGAGACGCUGCUCUCCGGCGACUCUGAGCAACGCUGGUUCCUGCACCUCGCACGGCAAAGCACGCUCGCGGCCUCGCCUGCUGCGCACCCCAAGACCAACAGCAAAGACCGGAAGCGCGCGAAGCGCGGAGGGGAAGAAGACGAGGAGGAUGAAGCCGCGGGCGACGGAGGAGGCUUCGAAGGCGCCGAAGGAUUUAACGGCAACGCGCCGAAAAAGGGCACGAAGGGCGACACGCUGUCGGCGCUUAGUCUGCUCAUUCAGCAGCAGCCGCUGUGCGCAUGCACCUGGCUCUACAAGCUGCUGUAUAUGAUCUCCGCGCGGCGAAGGGCCAGCGAGGGAGGGCGCCGCACCUGGGGCGGGCACUGCCAGCAGGCGAUCGAGGCCGCCUUCACGCUCUUCGACGGGCCGCUGCUCCUCCCCGCCUACCGCAAACUCCGCACCUGCGCCCAGCAACCUGACUGGCUCCGCGACCGCGUCUACGGCCUCCUCGGGCGCGCGGGCGCCGCGGCGGCCCCCAAGGAGAACGGCGGAGAGGCCCUCCUCCAGCUCGCGAUGCUGUGGCGCAUUGAGGCCGAAUUCAAAACGAUCUACGCAACGUUCGUUCAGCUUCUUUCUGACAGCACCGCGGACUCGGUAGUCCAUUUCGCGCGGCGGUCGCUGCGUCUCGCGUGGAGCCUGCUGAUGCGGAAGAAAGAGGAGGAACAGCGGCUGCUCGCACUCAUCGUGAACGCUCUAGGAAGUCGCGAAAACCAGGUCGCGUCCUCGGCGUCGCAUCUGCUUGCCCAGCUGCUGGUGCGGCAUGCGCCGAUGAAGCCAGUCGUCGCGGUCUACGUGGGGAGUUUUCUGUUGUCCCAGCUUCGCGAGGCACUGCAUCGCGCGCGCUCGGCCGCCAGUCAAACCUGGGAGGAGCUCCGGCUGACGUCCUCCGUCGCCUUCCGCAAGAAGGAGAAACGCCGCCGCCGCCGACUCGCCGAGCGCCGCGGCGCGGGCGUUGCCGAUCUUGAAGCCGUCGAGGAGGAAGCCCCUAGCAAGUCGGGAAGGGACAUAGAGAAGAACAAACGCGUGGAAACGCUCUACAGACUAAUCAGACGACUGGGCGGCGCGAGGAACGAGAAGGCGGAUGUGGCUCAGGGGGAUGGCGAGGAGAAAGUAAAGAAGGCGCGUGGGUUUUUUCCGCAGCAUCACCGCGUCCGCCCGCUUCCUCCCGCGGAGGUCAAGGCGCUGCAGCAGCAGGUGCUCACGUUGUUGAUGCCCUCGAAGCUCGUGGACUCUCUGCAGAGCGUCUACCGCGCCGUUCUCUUCUUCUCAGAGCUCCAGUUUCACAAAGACACGGACGCGGAGGUCGCUGCUCAGGUGACGCGCAUCUACCUGCAGGUCUUCACGCAGUUGCACCGCUUCCCCUCGUCGCUGCGCACGCGCCUCGCGCGGCCGGCGGGCGCGUCGCAGAGUAUGCGCGAUGGCGAUGGUCCGCCGCCUCCUUUUCUGCCGCCUCUGUACCAGCUCGCGUCUCUUAACCGAUUAGUGCGAGCGCUGCUGAACGGGCUCCACCGCGCCCUGCCGUACGUGCCCGCGGACUUUGCCUCCUCGGCCUUUUCCUCGGUUCUCGGCGCGCCGGUCGCCGCCCGCCCCGACGCGAAGGAGACGCACGACGGCGAGGACGAGAUGCUUGAAACGCUCUACACACUCGUUCACACGCUGCCCUCCAUGGCCUCGCGAAUCGUCGUCCUGCGGCUGCUCCAUCGGAUCGUCGUCGGCAGCAACCUCCCCCUGGACCGCCUGAGCCGCGUGGUGUACGAACACCUGAACGACCCGGAGGCCUUCGCGGCCUCGAAUCGCGCUGCGCUGCUUUCGCUGGUCAGCUCGCUCACGCUUUCUGCUUCGUCGGCGGAGGCGCUGCCCGCCGCGCCGCUUUCCGCUUCCGAGGAGCUCCUCUCUGUGCAGCGGCGCGCCGCCUUCUGCAAGCGCCUGCUUCAAGCUGGCCUUGCGCACGCCGAUCCCCCGGGCGUCGCGGCGGCGGCCGCCCUCGUGUCCGCGCUUCUAGUUGUUCACGAAAAAGACGCGGCGAUGCAAAGCAGAAAGUUCAAGAGAAACGAUGAAUGCCGCGUCGAACAGAUGCUCUCUGAGAAGGAGAGAGAUCUCCAGGCGGAGUCUGAGGACAAGGCCUCUGGCGUAGAAGGCGAGAGGCAAAAGAAGAAGAGCAAAAACAGCAAAAACCGCGGAGCUGAGUCCGAGACGGAAGGCGAAGAGGCCUCUCGGCCUGCAUGCGUAUAUGAUCCCACGAAGCGCGAUCCGCGAUACAGUCGGGCGAGCGAGACCCGGCUGUGGGAACUUGCGGCGGCGAGCGCCUUCUAUCACCCUGCGGUAUCUUCGGUGGCUGGCUCGACGAUCGCGGGCGUCUGCGGCGGCGAAAAGUCCAAGAGCAAGAAGAACGCCUUUCUCGCACGAAAGGACAAGCGCCGAUACCACGUGGAGCAGCUUAUGGGCUACGACGAAGACAGUGUGGGUCAGCUGGUCACCUCGCUCACACACAGCCGCGUGCUGGAUCUCCUCGCAUAUAAGCCGAGAGCGGAGGUUGGGGCCGAAGCGGAGAAAGGCCGCGAGAAGAAGCGGAAAGACGAAGAAGGAAAUAAGACGAAAGGCCCCUUUUACCUGGGAAGAGCCGCGGCCUUCCCACUGGACAGCGCGAGGCACUGGCGGGCGAGGGGCGACAGGGUUCCUCCUCAGGAAAAGUUCAUGGCGAGCUACUUCCAGGACCCAUUUGUGGCGGAGACGGAGGCGCUGCGACGCAGAAAGAGGAAGUUAGGCGAGCGAGACGAAGAAGGCAGCGGAGACGAAGACAAGAUGCAUGAGAGCGAUGAAGAGGAGAAGGACGAACAGAUGCUUAGCGACGAGGAGGUCGAUGCCUUCUUGUCCGAGCAGCUCGCCGCGCAGUUCGGCGCCGGCGAGGAGGACGACGAAGACGAAGACGAGGACGACAUGGGAGACGAUGACGGAGAAGAGGAGCAAGACAGAGAAGGAGAGGAAGAAGAAGAUGAUGACGCAGAUGAUGGAGAGGGCGGAGGGGAAGAUAUGUCUGAAGCGGGUGAGAAGGAGGACGACGAAGACGAAGGCGACAUGGGCACGCUGUCCUCAGGCGAUGAAGAAAUCGACGACGGUAUUUUCGGUGGAGACGGAGAUGACGAUGAGGACGAAGAGCCUGCGCCGCCCGCCAAAGGAAAGCAACGCAAGAGCCCCGGAAAGGAGCUCCGCGACGCGCGUCUGAAGCGCCUCCGCGAGCAUGUGAAGCGUCACUCGAGUGUCGGCGAGGGCGGCAGCUCCAGUUUCGUCUCAGCGGAAGGUCUCGAGGAUCUUCUCAGAGGGUAA